This is a messenger RNA of Pomacea canaliculata, 1274 nucleotides long. RefSeq lists its product as uncharacterized. Lineage: Eukaryota; Metazoa; Mollusca; Gastropoda; Architaenioglossa; Ampullariidae. Bases 316 to 1020 code for a protein of 234 amino acids. The transcript is spliced from 4 exons. The record is from RefSeq and is a predicted model, not a curated record.
AUCCCUUCAUAAGCUGUUUUGUUUGCUGUCUUGCAUUUAUUUCUUUUAUUUUUGCAGUAGGGUUUGCAGCAACAUGAUGUAACUGUUUCUAAGGGUUAGCAGGAUGUGUUUGUUAGCAAAGAAAUGGUCGUACGAAACGAAGAUUUCAUAAGAAAUAUUAUUUAAAAUAUUGAUAAAAUCUUAACACCAGGAAAAUGAAAAGUAUUUAAAAGGGAUUUGUCUUUUAAGUGAGAAGUCACCCAGUCUCCUUGCAAGCGGGAAACAGAAAGAAAUACACUAGUCUCAGCUUUGUCCCUGGCUACAAUCAGUAUUCACAUGAGGACAGCUCUCACAAUGAGCAACAUUUACUUGUACUGGAUAUUGUUUGUGGGUUUGUGGAAGUCUGCAACUUCAUCUGAAAAGUGUGUCAAAAUAGAGGUCGUUGAAGAUUUUGCCAAAGACGGGAUUGUUGUAGUCGAACAGAAUGAUAAUGUCAGCCUUACAUUUGAUGUCAACAUUGACGCUUGUCAGAACAACACACAGAAGCUGGCAUUGUCAUCACGUGAGGGAGAGUUACCAGUCGCUGUAUGCAAGAUUAUUUUCACAAACGGGACAUGUCAUCAACACAUGGCAGGACAACCAUGUUCCUGUGUGAACAGUACCAAGCAUCGUGUUCACUUCCACCAGUCUAUCACUGGGGUGGAUUAUAAAAUCUACGAUUGGACUGCAGCAUCGAACACUUCCGUUAGAGAAAACCUAAUGGAACUUAUCUUUGUGAUUCGAACACACGCGACUGGAAACAACUGCUCGCAGAUUUUCAAUGAAAGCCAGAUGGAAAAUGAGGACAAAGGUGACUGCUACAGACACGUGGUCAUCGCAGUGACAUCGUCUGUUUUUGUUGUUGUUACUCUUGCUGUUGUUGCUGUGCCUCUUGGGUUCCUUCUUAGACGAAAAUGGCGAGAAAGAGAGGCCAGAACAUCAGAAAAAGUCAUUCACCCAUCAGAGGUGAUAUACGCGUCGAAGCCGUCCCUCUUCAAAUGAAUGACACGGCGAUGAAAACAGUCGACAUUACACUACAUUACUACGUCACUUCCUGUUUGAAAACACCAGGAUGUCAGCCGAAACCAGUAACAACGAGGCCCAUCCACACAAAUAUACGGGGUCACAGAAAAUAAUUUCCUCUUCCUUUGCUUCAAGUACAUUCCUUAAGAUGAAAGAUUCUAGUUUUCUCGACAUUUUUUUUUUAAUUCAAAAGAUUGUUCUUUUGAAAUGUAACCUAAAAAUAAAAUAUAUAU